Molecule: messenger RNA, 5082 nt
Organism: Papilio polytes (common Mormon)
Lineage: Eukaryota; Metazoa; Arthropoda; Insecta; Lepidoptera; Papilionidae
Product: multidrug resistance protein homolog 49-like
Exons: 23
Coding region: 1342-4896 (1184 amino acids)
Biological process (GO): transmembrane transport
Cellular component (GO): membrane
Molecular function (GO): ABC-type transporter activity; ATP binding; ATP hydrolysis activity
Source: RefSeq, a predicted model, not a curated record
AUAUUUAUGGCAUGGUUUUAAAAUGUAGGAAUUCUACUUCUUAUGUUCAUAAUCGGACAGUAGUCAGAUGUCAAUAAUAGUGUGUUGCAUAGGCUCGACGACACGACGCCCAUAUUGGUAGUGCCGAGCGUGGAUACAUGGAAAAACGGUGUUAUUGUUAAGGUUAUUUUGUACAAAAUGGAAGAAAACAUAAGAUGUAAAGAAGACUUUAUUUUAUUUUAAAGCAUACCAUGGCUUUGACGCUAUCUACGUCGAUAAAGAAGCAAAAGACGACAGGUAGAAAAUACCAAGAAGCCGUUUUGUGUCGUCUCUUGUAUGUCGUAAGUAGGGUGAAGUCUCCGACGGAGGCCGGACACGUCAUCGCCCUCAAUCAACGAAUUCGCUAUAGUAAAUACAAACGAGUUCAAGUAGAUUUCGUUACAGCAUGAUGUGCGCUUCUUUAAUCUCGACCAGGAAGACGCGAGCCCGCUCGCUGUUAAUCUCCUCUAAUCGCUUUUACUCGUAGCGAGGCGCACGCGCGUCCGCGCUGACACUGUCGUCAUCAUUAGCCACACUUUUGUUACGAGGACUCACACAACAAAGCCUUGAGUGCACAUCGAUUCCGACAGGAGUUCGACAAAGUCGUGUGAAAGGAAACGAACGAAAACAUUUACAGUAUGCGUAAUAAAGGAAACACCAGACGAUCAUAUAGUAUGCAUACAGUUUCGAUCACCAAUAACAACUAUGGUACAUUUUCUGAAAGGUAUAGCGGCACCAUGCGUCGCCGUCUUCUUAUAACAUAAAAGAUCCUUGUUCUUGCAAGCUCGCAAGGAUCUCCCUACUCCUUCCUAUAAAUAGAUAAUUUGAGUGUUCCCGAUGUCAUUCUGAGCCCCCUCACCCGCUCGCCCGCUCGCUGAUGCUACACCGCCGCCAUACUAUAGACGGGUGAAUUACAAUUAUAUCCACCUUCUGAUUUCCGUCAAUAAAAGGAAGGCGACGAAUCUGUAAACGGUUAGGUAGCCCGGUUUACAUUAUUCCAGUACAGAGAUCGAAGGCAACGCUGGUUUACAAAUGGAAACCCUUACAGCACAUUCCAGAGUGCAUGGACAGGUACACUUAUAAUGCAGUGCUAAUUUUAAUUUCUAUUUCUGGACCGGAAUACGAUAUAAUACAGAUUCAGGGAGGUGUACACCGCUACACGUCUGCACUUUUCUAUCAUAAAAAGAAUAACCGGACAGGUUACUAGUACUUGACAUUUCUUGCUGAAGUCAUAAACGACAAAUGUAGCGAGAUAAGACUGUUUUGUCGUAUUAAUCCCAAUUAAUUCUGCAAAAGUCAAAUAAAGUUCUUAAUCAUGUCAAUAUGUUUGUGGCAGUAUAUAAAGCGCGUGCGGCAGACAAACGGCUCUGUCGCCUGCAGCUCAUCCGUGAGCCCAAGCGUGCAGCCUCGAGCCACGCGCGCUCCUCACCGCGCCCAUGUACCCGCGCGCUUGCCAGUGCCGCUGAGAGCCGCAUAGCUUGGAGCCUUUCGUUGAGACGGUGCUGUCCUAGUAGCACGUGCCACCGUCACACUUCCCACUAUCCCAAAAUGGGACUAAAAAAGAAGUCGCGGGGGACAGAGGACACCGUCUCAUACUUUGAAAUUUACAAGUACGGACGAUGGUACGAGCUGCUGGCGACCGCGGUGGGCGUGCUGCUGGGCCUGCUGAGCGGCGGCGGCCUGUGCUACAACCUGGCGCAGUUCGGCGAGCUCACCACGGCUUUCGUGGACCGCACCGCCAACCAGCACCAGCUCUCCGCCUACUUGCCUUUAACUACAUUAUUUGGCGGCGGCAGAAGACUGGUUAACGCAUCGUACGAGGAGAACAUGGCCGCUCUGGAGGAAGACGCGCGCGCGAGCUGCAUCGGUUGCUUCGUGGCAAUCAUCAUCUCCCUGGUGCUGUGCAACGCCUCCAUCGCGCUGCUCGCCUGGAGCUCCGCUAGGCAGAUAACAAGAAUACGAAUGCUCUUCCUGGAGGCGGUGAUGCGGCAGGACAUGGCGUGGUUCGACCUCGACACCGACUUCAACCUGGCCUCCAAGAUGUCCGAGAACCUGAUGAAGCUGAAGGAGGGCAUGGGCGACAAGCUGGGCGUGAUCGCCAACCUGGUAGGCACCAGCGUGCUCUGUAUCUGCCAGUCGCUGAGCGCCGGCUGGCAGCUCACGUUGGCCUGCAUCACCGUCAUCCCAUUCGCUGUCGCCGCCUCCGUCAUCUUAUCUAACUACCAAACGCGUUCGCUGGCGCGGGAGAUGGCCUCCUACAGUCGCGCCGGCAAGCACGCCGAGGAGGUGCUCAAGUCGGUUCGCACCGUCAUCGCUUUCGCCGGCGAGCGAAUCGAGAGCGACAGGUACUUGGCGCUGCUGACGCCGGCGGAGCGCGCGGGCCGGCGGCGCGGGCUGCUGACGGGCGUGGGCACCGGCGUGCACUGGCUGCUCACGUACGGCAUGGACGGCAUCUGCCUGGCGUACGGCACGCGCCUGGUGCUGGCGGACCUCGACACUCCCGCCGAGCACAGGAAGUACGUCAUCGGCGUCUUGUUCAGUAUUCUGAUGAACGUGUACAUGGCGACGCAGUCGGUGACGUUUUGCGCGCCGCUGGCGGAGGUGUUCGCGGCGGCGCGCGGCGCGGCGGCCAGCGUGUUCGCGCUGCUGGAGCGGCGGCCGGCCAUCGACUGCCUGGCCGCCGGCGGCGCGCAGCCCGCCAGCCUCGCCGGCGACAUCCGGCUCGAAAGCGUGCACUUCAGCUACCCCGCGCGACCGGACGUCAAGAUUCUGCAAGGAUUUUCGCUACAUGUGAAGGCGGGAGAGUGCGUGGCACUGGUGGGCUCCUCGGGUUGCGGCAAGAGCACCGUGCUGCAGCUGGUAUGGGAGCAGUUUUUGAUAAAACUUGUAGAUAAAACAAUUACAACGCAAGUCGAUUGUAUGUCACUAUUGACCAGUCCCGUGCCGUGGGUUCUGUGGAAAGGAAUAAGUUAUUGUCCAGGGGAGGCGGAGGAGCGGCCGAGCGCUCGCAGCUCCGCCGGCUCGGCCGCGUCCGGCGCGCUCGCCGCGCCGCUCGCCGCUGACACAGAGGUCUACGACGAGGACGAAGAGGUGCAGCCGAUGAGCGACUGGCAGCUGCUGCGGCUGAACGCGCCGGAGUGGUCAGCGCUGCUGCUGGGCGCAGUCGCGGCCGUAGUGCAAGGCGCCUGCUUCCCCGUGAUGGCGUGGUUGGUGGGCGCGGCCGCCGGGAUAUUCGUGUUGCCGGAGCGCAGCGAGGUGCUUCGGCAAGCGGACCUGUUCGCGGGCAUGUGCGCGCUCGUGGGCGCCGUGGCGGCUGUUGCCAUGUUCCUGCAGAAUGCCACCUUCACGCACUCUGGCCUGCGUCUAACUAACAGGCUACGUCACCAGUACUUCUCCGCAAUAUUGCGUCAGGAGGUGGGAUUCUUCGACAAGGCAAGCAACCGCGUGGGUGCGGUGUGCGCGCGGCUGAGCGGAGACGCGGCCGAGGUACAGGCAGCAACGGGCCUGCGCCUCGGGCUGGUGCUGCAGGGCGUCAGCUCCAUGCUCAUCGGUGUCGUGAUGGCCUUCUGCUACGGCUGGAAGCUCGGCCAUCCUGCCAGUCGUAAGUCCGCUCUGAUUUAUAGUAGCGGCGUGUUGCAGAUGUUCGCGAGCAUCUUCUUAGAGCGGCUGGGGUCGCAGAGUUCGCAGAAGCGGGAGCGCGCCGCCAUGGAGGACGCCACCGCUAUCGCCACGGAGGCCAUCGUCAGCAUCCGCACCGUGCAAAGCUUAGGAGUGGAGCGUGUCUUUCUGAAGCGAUUCGAAGAGGCGCUGGCGCGGGCUCAUGCCGCCGUGGCGCCGGCCGGCUGGUGGCGCGGCCUAGUGCUCGGCCUAGACAUCUAUGUACCCUUCAUGAUCUUCUGCAGCGUAAUGGUGUACGGCGCAACGCUCGUUGCGCGCGAGGGUUUCGCCUACAAUAACGUUAUGCUGGUGAACGGCGCCCUGAUGUACGGCGCGUACAUGCUUGGUCAGGCGCUAGUGAUGGCGCCGGGCUUCGCCGGCGCCAAGACCUGCUGCGCCCGAAUACUGUCCGUGGUCCACAGGGAGCCCAAAGUCAAGACUGAGGAAGGCGUAAAAGACGAUCAAAAUUGGGCGGCCACCGGCAGCUUCAGCUUCAAGGACGUGGAGUUCAGCUAUCCCACGCGGCCGCAUCAGCGAAUUCUGAAAGGAAUUAAUCUGAAGGUGGCGGCCGGCCAGACCGUGGCCCUGGUCGGCUCCUCUGGCUGUGGCAAGUCCACCGUGCUGCAGCUGCUGCAGCGCUACUACGACCCCGACUCCGGCACAAUCGAGCUGGACGGGCGAGACGCACGCGGAGCACUCUCCCUGGUGCGGCUGCGGCGGCAGCUCGGCGUCGUGCAGCAAGAGCCCGUACUCUUCAACCGCUCGCUCGCAGAGAACAUAGCAUACGGCGACACGGCGCGCGACGUGCCCAUGGACGAGAUCAUCGCCUGCGCAAAGUCCGCCGACAUACACAACUUCAUUCUCACCCUGCCGCAGGGCUAUGAGACGAGCUUGGGCGCGAGCGGUGCGCAGCUGUCGGGCGGACAGAAACAGCGCGUGUGCAUCGCGCGGGCGCUGCUGCGCCGGCCGCGUCUGCUGCUGCUCGACGAAGCCACCUCCGCCCUCGAUGCGAACAGCGAGAAGGGGGUGACCCGGGCGCUGGAGCGCGCGGCGGAAGGCCGCACCUGCGUCACCGUCGCGCACCGCCUCUCCACCAUUAAGGACGCCGACCUCAUUUGCGUCUUGGACCAAGGUAAGAUAAUAGAGCGUGGUACGCACGCAGAGCUGGUAGCUUUGCAAGGGCGCUAUUGGCGGAUGUGUCGCGGCCAGCACGCGGCCUGACGGCGGCCAGCAUGCGCCCAGCACGCGGCCAACACGCGGCCAACACGCGGCCAACACGCGACCAGCAUGCGGCCAGUACGCGGCACAACCGCGCCUUCUGUUUGCGGAAUAAGGCGACUGCGAGCUCUUCAUUAUAAUGUGUUACUGUUAAAAAUUAAGCAUAAUAUAAGAUGAGGAUAUGUCGUG